Dracunculus medinensis (Guinea worm) is the source of this 534-nucleotide messenger RNA. NCBI's taxonomy places the organism in Eukaryota, Metazoa, Nematoda, Chromadorea, Rhabditida, Dracunculidae. The record is from the annotation of a GenBank genome assembly.
GUGUCAAGUAAGCAAUUCGAUUACUAUCAAACAGAUGGUUUUAUCACGUUAAUUAUACCAAAGCGUGGUGUUGUUCUAGAUAAAUGCAAAGUAAUAUAUUCAAAGGAUAUUCUUCAAAUAUUUGUUGAUGAUGAACGUGUUUUUGAUGCGCAACUUUUCGGCCCUGUUGAUCAAGACAGUUUUCAUGUAAACUGCACUCCUUCAAAGGUGUUAUCGCGUAAUUAUUAUAAAUUUAUUCAAUUGUUAAUAAAAACCAUUAUUAACUUUUCAUUUUUUAUUCAAAAAUCCUUGAAGAUAAACUGGGACCAGAUUGCCAAAGAAGCUGAUAAUGAAGAAGAAAAUUCGAUUCAGGCUUUAUUCCAAAAAAUUUAUGCUGAUGCAGAUGAUGAUACUAAAAAAGCAAUGGCAAAAUCUUUUACGGAAAGUAAUGGAACAGUCCUUAGUACCAAUUGGAAAGAGAUACAACGUGGAAAAACAGAAACGAGACCUCCAGAAGGAAUGGAAUUUAAACCAGAGGAAAAAAAGAGAAAAUAG